AUGGCAGCAAGACCAAGCAUGGCGCCGAAGAAAGGCGGCGCAGCGCACCCUGCUUUGCUACAGCCGCCCUUCUUCGUUGUGGACGGAAUCUCGCCGUCAGCUCCCAUCUCCCAGCAGAUGGAACAGAUCGACCAGAUGAACACGCUGCUGCUGCAGGACAUUGAUUACAACUUUGCCCGCUUCCACGAAAUCAUCACUUCACGCAUUCUCCCAAACAUUAAGCGCUUCGCCCUCGCCUCAGAACCGACACGGGAAGCAAGCGAGUUCUGGCGCUCCUUCUUCGAGCAGGCUGCGGGCACCAGACUGGCCGUCGAGCAGCACCAGGAAGACGAGGAGGAGGAGCAACCGACUGUCUACGAUGACCAGACAGUCUCUCUCGCGCACGACAGCUUUAACCCCGCCACCAGCUCGACGCCCGCUAGGAGACAGGACGACAGCAUGGAGGACAGCGUGGGAAGUCCGUUCGAGCAUGUCGACCGCCAGCUCGGAUCGCUCGCCAUCGACGACACUGAGGACACACCGAGUCUCCCCUCCGCAUAUGGGCGGUAUAACGACCGGUUUGAUGAGAGCAGCUCCAGUCCUCCAGUGCGCCGCGAUCUUUUGUCGUCCUUCACGGCUGGACCCUCCGAUGCCCGACGACCGUCUGCCUCAUCGCUGGCUCCUGGCGCAGGCCUUGCCCCCGGCACGCCUGGCCGCCGUCACAGUGCUCUGAUCGAUCUGACCCAGACACCGUUGAACGCGCGCUUCGACUCCUUCUCCCCGUCGCCCGCCAUGUCCCCACCGGUGACCAUGAAGUUCACGCUUCCGCCGCGGGCGGAGGCAAUGCUCCGACCGAGAGGGGACGAGCCCCUCCGCCGCGCAGACAAGGAGACGCGCGAGAUGACCAAUCUCCUCGACGAGAUUACGAAGUACGACUACGCCCCGAGUCCGCGCGCCGCGACCCCAGAGGCGCUGCGACGAUACUCGGUCAUGCCUGGCGAGAUCGGCCGGAGGCUGUUCGACGACGACACACCGAAAGCGUCCAGCGGAGGGCUAGGGGACAUCAGCGACGACUCGCCGUUCAUCAGCAAGCUGGCGAGUGGGGGGAGCAAGCACUCCACGACUGGGUCAGCAUCUGCGGCCUUCGGCAGCGGGAGCAAGCACGGCUCGAUCUUUAGCAGUGGCUCGCGCCCUGCCCUCAGCCACGACUCCAAAGCUUCCUCACGGCCGGAGCCGAAUCUCUUCAGCGCCAAGCCGGCCCCGACGGAGGACACGUCUCUCGCCUCGUCGCUCGGCUUUGGCCGCCCGCCACCCUCAACGACGAACUACACGUACAAUGCGGGCGACGAGUCUGUCAAUCUCCUAGGCGACACGACACUGGACCCCACGCCGCGGCGGAGGAGUCUGGCGAACACGUCGUUCGGGAGCGAUAUCCAGACUUCGGAGCAGCCCGUGCGCGUCAUUGGUGACGAUGAGAGCAUCGACGAGUCGUUCGACGACACAUUCGACGCGACGGCGACGUACGGCCAGGGCCAGGGGGGCUAUUACCAGGCCGAGCCGCAGUAUUCGGCCGGAAGCGGGCAGGGGUACGAUCCCCAGGCUGCUGCUUUGGCUGGGUUCGAGUUUGUCGACGACUCGUACGUCUCCGAGGAUGGGGAUACGAUGAUGCCCCGCGCUGCUGGGACGGGGGUCAGUGAAGUGUUUGGGCGGCCGGGCGAACAUGAGUCCUUCAGGUUACACCAGCAGGAUGAGAUGGUGACGUAUCACGGCGGACGGCUUGAGGACGCCGCCCCGCCCGCGAGCCCGACGCAGCGCCGAGAGUAA
Molecule: messenger RNA, 1803 nt
Organism: Trichosporon asahii var. asahii CBS 2479
Lineage: Eukaryota; Fungi; Basidiomycota; Tremellomycetes; Trichosporonales; Trichosporonaceae
Exons: 1
Coding region: 1-1803 (600 amino acids)
Biological process (GO): attachment of spindle microtubules to kinetochore
Cellular component (GO): mitotic spindle pole body; DASH complex; mitotic spindle
Source: RefSeq, a predicted model, not a curated record